UCCUCCCGCGAGCGCCUGCGCGGAGCCGGCGCGGGACGGGCGCGGGCAUGGCGUUCCGACAGGCGCUGCAGCUGGCGGCCUGCGGCCUGGCCGGAGGCUCGGCCGCCGUGCUCUUCUCGGCCGUGGCGGUGGGAAAGCCCCGCGCGGGCGGGGACGCGGAGUCGCGCGUGGUCGAGGCGCCGGCGUGGGCGGGGUCCGCGCGCCCCGGGCCGGGCGUCUGGGACUCCAACUGGGACAGGCGAGAACCGCUGUCCUUGGUGAACCUGCGGAAGAGGAACCUGGAAUCUGGAGAAGAAGAACUGGCCUCCAGGCUGGACCACUACAAAGCCAAGGCCACGCGACACAUCUUCCUCAUCAGGCACUCCCAGUACCAUGUGGAUGCUUCCCAGGAAAAGGACCGCACGCUGACGCCCCUGGGUCGUGAACAGGCUGAACUGACGGGGCUCCGACUUGCAAGCUUGGGCUUGAAGUUUAAUAAAAUUGUCCAUUCGUCCAUGACCCGUGCCAUCGAAACCACUGAUAUCAUCAGCAAACACCUGCCAGGCGUCUCCAAAGUCAGCACAGACCUGCUGAGGGAAGGCGCCCCCAUUGAGCCCGACCCACCCGUGUCCCACUGGAAGCCGGAGGCUGUGCAGUAUUACGAAGAUGGGGCCCGGAUCGAGGCCGCCUUCCGGAACUAUAUCCACCGGGCAGAUGCCAAGCAGCAGGAGGACAGUUACGAGAUCUUCAUCUGCCAUGCCAAUGUCAUCCGCUACAUCGUGUGCCGGGCACUGCAGUUCCCCCCAGAAGGCUGGCUCCGCCUCUCUCUCAACAAUGGCAGCAUCACCCACCUGGUGGUUCGGCCUGAUGGCCGAGUGGCGCUCAGGGCCCUCGGGGACACGGGGUUCAUGCCUCCGGACAAGAUCUCCCGCUCCUGAGGGCUGCCCAGAGGACCUGCUCUCCAGGUCCCCAGCCUGGUUCGCACAGGUGCCGCCACGGACACAGCUCCUUCCCCAUCUUCCUUCCACAGGCUUUGCUGUGGUGAUGCUGUUUCUCGGGGAGGAAGGUGAAAAAGCACGAAUGUCUUUAGUAUCUAAAAUGUGGCGUUUCGGUCUGUACUUCGGCCCAGGAUGGAAAAGGGAAUCGUCCUGAGCAGAUCAGCCUGAUUUCUCUCUUGGGGUUCUCUGCCCUGUCUGCCAGGACGGGGCCUCACUGACGCUGUCUGCGGGGACUACGGCCAGUUUUCCCAGGCGUCUUUGGUUGUGACCGCUGUUGGCCACGUGAGCCCCUCGAGGCUGUCGGCAAAGUCCACUAGGCACGAGGGGCUCCACGGAGGAGGGGCCGCCAGUGCUUCCAUUCAGAACUUGUCAUACAUUCUUCUCAUUUCUUAAAACUCUAUCACUUAAAUAUUUGUCAAUUAAAGAUUCUAUUCAUCUGGGUUCUUGCUUUGGUAACCACUCAGUCUGGAGUCCUGCACCCAUGACACCGCUGGGUCUGAACUCCCCUGUGUUGUUAGGCCUUUCCCGGCACCUCAGAGCAGCAUGACGGGUGAGGGAGGGGACCGGAGAGCGACAGUGCAGCCAGGGUCCUGUUUCAGUAAAAUACCAGAUACUUUAGUCUGCCUCUGGCUGUUAAUCCUUUACACUUACGGAUGAAACUGUUUAGACGUGAUGUGUCCAUUCCAAGUAUUCUGUUAACUUAGGAGAAACUUCCUGUGAGGUGGUUAUGAACAUUUUCUGCAAUCUGUGCAACUAAUUGGGACAUCUGAUCCACUUCUCUGUAACUUUGGAAAUAACUGCAAAAUAAAAUUUUAUUUUACUGGUU
This is a messenger RNA of Panthera uncia (snow leopard), 1803 nucleotides long. It is a transcript of the gene PGAM5, whose product is annotated as PGAM family member 5, mitochondrial serine/threonine protein phosphatase. Lineage: Eukaryota; Metazoa; Chordata; Mammalia; Carnivora; Felidae. The coding region runs from base 48 to 917 and encodes 289 amino acids. The transcript has 6 exons. The record is from RefSeq and is a predicted model, not a curated record. Gene Ontology annotation, cellular component: mitochondrion. Gene Ontology annotation, biological process: positive regulation of mitochondrial fission.